GCUCCUUCUGGAAUGUUGGACGGCACCGCCUCCUUGAGUGCAUUUACCAGUGGAACAAAAUGUGAAAGAGUUACCUUUGCUCAGCGAUUUGCGUCAAUUCCAAAAGUGCUGGCUGCAGUACGUCACUCUGUCGGCAACAAGCGACAGGACGCUAUGAAUGUCUGGAUUGAAGAACUCAAGGCCGAUUAUUUUAGAGUGUGUCUUAGGGAACUGAAAACAUUCGAUGGAAAGCAUCAGAAUUUAAAAGUGGACUGGCUUGCGUUUACACACAGAGGUGUUCAACUUACAUUUCAAGGAAAAUUACUAUUUGAAAAUGGCGGAGCUCCUCGGGAACAAGACAAUUUCGCCUUUUGCAGGAUACACAAUUUUACCAAAGAGUUUUAUGCACCCCCUGUGGUCAUAGUAACAGUUAAUCAUCUGUACGAUAGCAAGAAUGUAUAUUCCAUCAAGCCAGAGAACAAUGUUCUUAAUACUUGGAUUGAGGUACAGUGCUAUAACUCAUCCCUCUAUGAGUAUAACUUUCUUUUAGAUCAUUAA
Messenger RNA from Stylophora pistillata, 537 nucleotides. RefSeq lists its product as uncharacterized. The record is from RefSeq and is a predicted model, not a curated record. NCBI's taxonomy places the organism in Eukaryota, Metazoa, Cnidaria, Anthozoa, Scleractinia, Pocilloporidae.